This is a messenger RNA of Danio aesculapii, 803 nucleotides long. RefSeq names its product ubiquitin like 4A (gene ubl4a). The coding region runs from base 104 to 577 and encodes 157 amino acids. NCBI's taxonomy places the organism in Eukaryota, Metazoa, Chordata, Actinopteri, Cypriniformes, Danionidae. Gene Ontology annotation, biological process: post-translational protein targeting to endoplasmic reticulum membrane. The transcript is spliced from 4 exons. The record is from RefSeq and is a predicted model, not a curated record. Gene Ontology annotation, molecular function: protein binding.
UUCGACGUCAUGUCCGUGGGAAACGUCGGCUGCUAGUUUACGAAUGUUCAGCGAGAUAACUAUUUAUUGCUUAUUUAGUAUUUAAUUUUAUAUAUAUGUAAAAAUGAUUCUCACAGUGAAGCCGCUUCAAGGAAAAGAAUGUAAUGUUCAGGUGACAGAAAAUGAGAAGGUAUCUACAGUAAAAGAGUUGGUAUCGGAGCGUUUAAACAUUCCUCCAAGUCAGCAGAGACUGUUGUAUAAAGGGAAAGCUCUUGCAGAUGAGCACAGGUUGAGUGAUUACUCCAUCGGACCGGAGGCCAAGCUGAAUCUUGUGGUGCGUCCGGCGGGAGAACGGAGCAGCGGCACGGUGGGAACCAGCAGCGCUAAUAAUGAUAAAGGAGGCAGUGGUGUGUGGCAGCUACUGUCAACGGUCCUGGCCAAACAUUUCAGUCCAGCCGAUGCUGUGAAAGUGCAGGAGCAACUUAUUAAGGAUUACGAGCGCUCUCUCAGACAGCUCAGUCUGGACGACAUUGAGCGUCUGGCCAGCCGUCUGCUUCAUCCCGAGACAGAGGUCAUGGAUACUUCAUACAUGGACUGAAACCGAUGGAAACGCUCUUGCUCACGAAAAUCAAGGCCACGUUGGAGGAUGUGUUUCAUGAGGACUUUCAGUAGGACAAAUGUCAGUAUCAAAGACUGGGCUGAUGUUCUCUUGUGUUCAAGAGGUUACCGGGUUUACCAUUGGAAAGCAGUGCUGCUUUUAGUGCAACUUUGUAAAUAUCCUGUGCAAAAUGUUUAAUGCUAAUAAUAAAACAUGUUCGUGGUCA